Molecule: messenger RNA, 1161 nt
Organism: Letharia lupina
Lineage: Eukaryota; Fungi; Ascomycota; Lecanoromycetes; Lecanorales; Parmeliaceae
Exons: 1
Coding region: 1-1161 (386 amino acids)
Biological process (GO): G protein-coupled receptor signaling pathway
Cellular component (GO): G protein-coupled receptor homodimeric complex; membrane
Molecular function (GO): pheromone binding; mating-type factor pheromone receptor activity
Source: RefSeq, a predicted model, not a curated record
AUGGCGGCAGCUACGCCAUUCGAUCCAUAUAGCCAAUCAUUCACGCUACAGGCGAGCGACGGGACACUCUUCAAUGUCUCCAUCCCUAAUCUCGACUAUUUCGUCAACUACAACACUCAGAUCUGCAUCAACUAUGGUGCCCAGACAGGAGCCUCAAUCAUCCUUCUCGCCGUGCUCCUUCUCCUCACCAAGCCAGACAAGCGUGCCUCUCCCAUAUUCAUCGUCAACGUCUCAUCGCUAGCUCUGAACAUUGUACGGAAUGUUCUCCAAUGCCUGUACUUUACUGGCCCUUUUACGGAAACAUACGCUGUCUUCAGCGGGGACCACUCGCGGGUCCAUACUGGGGAUUACGCAACGUCCGUCACUGCCACAGUCUUCACCCUGCUCGUUCUGGUAUGCGUCGAGAUUUCUCUGUGUCUCCAAACACGCGUGGUAUGUGUCACAGUGCGCCAGCUCUAUCGCAAAAUAAUCUUCGCAGCCUCCGUUGUGAUCGCAUUAUUGGCUAUCGCCUUUCGACUGGCUCUUUGCAUCGAGAACUCCAUAGACAUCGUGCAGGCGAAGGUUGAUGGGCCUCUACAACAGUUAGCAAGUGCCACGAACAUUACAGAAUCCAUCAGCAUCUGCUGGUUCUCCGCAGUCUUCGUCACAAAACUUGCUCUCGCUCUAAACGAGAGGAGGAAGCUAGGUUUGGUUCAGUUUGGUCCGAUGCAGAUCAUCUUCAUCAUGGGAUGCCAGACUCUUGUCGUUCCAGGUCAGCAAGACAGUAUCCAAAGCCCAAGUUCCAAGCUGACCUUUAUCUUAGCGCUCUUUUCAACUCUUCAAUAUGCCGUCAACAAUCCAGCUUUGUAUUCCAACGCCCUCACGUGUGUGGCGAUCUUUCUACCCCUUUCAUCACUGUGGGCUUCAGCUUCCCUCGACAGCCGAUUCCAAGCAUCCAAGGAACAACACUACGGUAACAAGAUGGUCCCGAGCUCCCUGUCAGCUAGUACCGGGCGUCCAGAUGCUAGGACCAUCAACGGUCCCCUUAGCCCAACAAAUACGGAGAAUACAGGUACUAGUGGUUCUGGUGCACGCAGCCCCCAAAACAUUGGUCAGCGUCAGGCACUCAGAGAUCUUGAAGCUCAGGGCAUGGUCGAUACUGGUGACUUUAGGGUCCAAUAG